Molecule: messenger RNA, 830 nt
Organism: Xylaria bambusicola
Lineage: Eukaryota; Fungi; Ascomycota; Sordariomycetes; Xylariales; Xylariaceae
Exons: 4
Coding region: 190-417 (75 amino acids)
Source: RefSeq, a predicted model, not a curated record
GCUCUGGCUUCUUUUCGCUGCUCAAAGUGGUAAUGGUGAAUGAUUUUGUGAAAUUUCCUAUUCCUCGACCUAGGCAUUGACCAUUUUGUAAAUUCCCUUUUCGUACAGGACACCAGUACCACCACACCCGAACUUCAAGAUUCCUGAUCUCCCUUCCUAAGUCAUUCACCUCUUCGACCACCCAUCAUCAUGUCGUCCUCAAACAGCUCCUCCAACUAUGGCUCUGAUCACUCAACCAUUCUGAGCCAAAGCACAUUUCGCUCACAAAAGUCUCAGGACCACCGGGGCGAGCGGACUGAACGACAAACUUCUCAUGGCAAGCGUGUGGUUACCUACGAGCACCAUGCCAAGGGUUAUGAUCAAUAUGCGCCAACGCCCAGCUAUGGCCAAUCAACAACAUACGGUCGACAACAGUAACAGCCCGAUGCCUUUUGGGGAAGGCUAUCGAUCCUUCCUAUGCCAUGUUUGCAUACUAUUGCUUAACACAACAACAACAACUCAACUGUUUUUGGAUCUCCACUUGGGAUAAUUUCCUAGGAAAAUGGCGUUAAUCGUAGAUGGAACGGGCCGGAGGCUUCCAAUUGUUUUCUAUCCUUCGCCGUCUGUUUUAAUGUCUUUGAAUCAAUAGGUGAAUCGGCGCAGGCGGAUAAUUGUGGCAAGAUUUCUUACUCGCAAGAAAGAUGGGAAAAUGGCGUUCAAAUGGUAGCAGGCGCAAGCAACAUCGAUAUCCUUGAGCCCUGUUUUCCAUAUUCAUCACCUAGACUAUCAGGAGAGGGUUCUCCUUAUUUAUAUACCAAUCGAGUUACGAAUCAACCUCAGACCCUAAAGUC